This is a messenger RNA of Necator americanus (New World hookworm), 741 nucleotides long. RefSeq lists its product as uncharacterized. Lineage: Eukaryota; Metazoa; Nematoda; Chromadorea; Rhabditida; Ancylostomatidae. The transcript is spliced from 6 exons. The record is from RefSeq and is a predicted model, not a curated record. The coding region runs from base 1 to 741 and encodes 246 amino acids. Gene Ontology annotation, molecular function: cell-cell adhesion mediator activity. Gene Ontology annotation, cellular component: axon; plasma membrane. Gene Ontology annotation, biological process: homophilic cell-cell adhesion; axon guidance; dendrite self-avoidance.
AUGUUUUGGCUGAUCACGACGGUCUUACUCGGGUCAUCGCGGGCUUUUUCAUCUCAGAUGCAAGCCCAAUUAACGACAUGCGCUUCACUUUUGGAAUCACCUCAAAUUCAAUUCGAACAAGCACUUGACGAUGUUGAAGCCUCAUACGGUGACACGAUCACACUAUUAUGCAGUAUUUAUGGAGCACCACAGGCCGCUAUCACUUGGUUUCAUCGAGGACGAGUUAUCGCCUCGUAUUCACCACCUUCUGUAGAAUCUGCUCUGCACACUACACGAAUCGGAAGCGGUCUAAUUGAGACUAGAUAUACAAUUCCAUGCGUAAAUCGCAAAACAAUUGGUGAAUACACGUGUCAAGCGAGUUCACCGUGCGGUGAGGUGAUCUCAUCGAACGCCGUGGUCGCCUUAUCUAAUGCGAUCCAAGGAAAAACGUGCAACAUCACAUCGGCAGCGGCGCCAACGAUCGCCGUAACGACCGUGUCAAGGCUUGAAUUGGUCGGAACACCCGUACAAUUUAUGUGUCGAGCAAAUGGUGUGCCAAAACCUAAAGUGACAUGGCAACGAAUAACCGACGAUGAUGAUGUUGAAGAGCUUGAUCCUGAGUCAAAUAUGGUGCUCUCAAACGGUGAUCUACUCGUUGUUGCCGAUUCAUCGGUGGUCACCGAAUCCUAUCGAUGCACAGCACGAAAUCCUAGCGGAACAGCUAUCGCUGACAGUACUGUUGUAUUUGUUGAUCAGAAUUAA